Messenger RNA from Myotis brandtii (Brandt's bat), 1531 nucleotides. RefSeq names its product P2Y purinoceptor 11-like. NCBI's taxonomy places the organism in Eukaryota, Metazoa, Chordata, Mammalia, Chiroptera, Vespertilionidae. Gene Ontology annotation, molecular function: G protein-coupled ATP receptor activity; neurotransmitter receptor activity. The record is from RefSeq and is a predicted model, not a curated record. The transcript has 2 exons. Bases 244 to 1365 code for a protein of 373 amino acids. Gene Ontology annotation, cellular component: plasma membrane. Gene Ontology annotation, biological process: cellular response to ATP; calcium-mediated signaling; G protein-coupled receptor signaling pathway.
UGGUUGUUGGUCUGGUCUGGGUCCUGGGCUCCUUCCCAACCUCCCUCAGACUGAGGUUUCCUGCCUGCCUAGGCCAGGUCUAGAGCGCCAUGAGGAAGGAAGUGUGCAGAAGGCUGGCUCGACAAGAUCUGACUGUGUGGGCGGUGGGUGGACCUAUGGAGGGAGUGGCCAACGGGCUGCUGUUCACUGGGGGUGGGACCAGGACACAUUGUAGGCAGAAGUCCCAAAGGCAGGGCGAGGGCCAUGGCGGACACAAUCUCAGGUGCCCCACCGUGCCCAGCCAACAUCUCAGCAGCUGCUGAUCGAAUCCUCAGUGGCUUCCAGGAAGGCUUCCUGUGGCCCGUUCUGGUGACUGAGUUCCUGGUGGCUGUGGCUGGCAACAGCCUGGCCCUCUACCGCUUCAGCACACGGGAGCAGCGCCCAUGGCACCCAGCUGUGAUCUUCUCAGCCCAGCUGGCUGUCAGCGAUCUGUUCUACGCCCUGACACUGCCCCCGCUGGCUGCCUACUUCUACCCACCCAAAAACUGGCGCUAUGGGGAGGCCAUGUGCCGCCUGGAGCGUUUCCUCUUCAUCUGCAACACGCUGGGUAGCAUCAUCUUUAUCACCUGCAUCAGCCUCAACCGCUACCUGGGUGUCGUCCACCCCUUCUUCACCCGCAGUCACCUGCGGCCCAAGCAUGCCUGGGCCAUUAGUGCCGCGGGCUGGGUGCUGGCGGCCCUGCUGGCUGCACCCACACUCGGCUUCUCCCACCUGACGACACCACAGCAAGGAGGCCUCUGCACCGUGGCCAGGCCUGAGGCCUGCAUCAAGUGCCUGGGGACUGCGAGUGACAACCAGCUCAAGGCCUACUCAGCCUAUAGCCUGGCGCUGAUGGCACUGGGCUGCGGCCUGCCGCUGCUGCUCACCCUGGCAGCCUAUGGCGCCCUUGGGCGGGCCGUGCUACGCAGCCACGGCAUGACGGCAGCCGAGAAAAUGCAUGUGGCAGUAUUGGUGGCCAGUGGUGUGGUGCUCUAUGCUGGAUCCUAUCUGCCCUACUUUGUCACACGUGUGAUCAACGUGUCUGCCCGGCAGCGCUGGAGAGCCCGCUGCCCGUCCUUUGUGGACGAGACUCAGGCUGUGAAGGCAUUGGACCUGGGGGCCUACGUGGGCCACCAGGUGACGCGGGGCCUCGUGCCCCUGGCCAUCUGCAUCCACCCGCUGCUCUACAUGGCUGUAGCACCCAGCGUAGGCUGCUGCCACCAAUGCUGCCUUGGCUGCAAGGAGGGCCGGGCCUCAGAGAACACUGAGCGCGCCAGCCAACCCCUGCCCCUCACUGCCACAGCCACCAAAACCUUGGGGCCCCCGCCCCCUGAGCUGAGCCCAUGACCUGACCUAUUUUGAGCCUCCUCCCCACAAGGCACUGGAACCCAGCAGCCGAACAGGUGAGAGCACAGCAGGGGUCAAACCACUUCCCCAAACAGAGGCCUGUCAUGGGAGCAGCGAGCACUCAGACCAGACAGGCAAGAGUUCUGCCCCCAGCACUAACCAUGCG